Messenger RNA from Lottia gigantea (owl limpet), 4074 nucleotides. RefSeq lists its product as hypothetical. NCBI's taxonomy places the organism in Eukaryota, Metazoa, Mollusca, Gastropoda, Lottiidae. Bases 1 to 4074 code for a protein of 1357 amino acids. The record is from RefSeq and is a predicted model, not a curated record. The transcript has 2 exons.
AUGGAUUUCAACCAACAAGAGUUGGAAUUAAACGAACCAGUCCAGUCCAGAGACCGAUCUAGUAGAUGUCACUCUAGAUUAGCUGACGCUUUAGUAUUUGCCGCAUCUAACCCCGAACGACCUGAAUCGUCACCUGAACGACUGACAGGGUCGUCAUAUGAAGCAGUGGUCUCUUCCGAGCAACCACCACUGAAAGCAGCAUCAGUUGAUAUGUCAUCAAGAAGUGAUACUGUACACGCAGCUUCUGCCGAAUCAUUAAUUGAAAUAGCGGAUUCAGAUCAUCCACCCAGAAGAACAGCAUCUGAUAUUGAAACUGUGGCUAUGCCUGAUUAUAAGACAAGUGUUUCUCGAACUUACUCGGAAACUGACAAGGCCCAUUUACCAGCAAACAGAUUGGACAUUAUAUCAGGAAUAGGAAGUGCUCUUGCUAGUCCAGAGCCUUCCUUAUUUACUAUGGCCUACCGAAUCAAAGAUUCCCCAUCUCCUUUUAAGGCCAGUCCACUGCCACCCAUUAAAGGUUCCCAACUCGAACAGGAACUGAAAUUACAGCAACAACAAUUGGACAACAUAAAAAAUAUAAAGAAAUUUGACUAUUUUGAAAUUGGGCUGGAAACAAGUGAUGCUGAAUUAGAUAAGAAGAAACAUAAGAAAUUUGACUAUUUUGAAAUUGGGCUGGAAAGUGAACCGGAAAUGGAAAGUAACCAACAAGUACAUGAACUAAAAAUACAAGAGCAUCAAAUCGACAAUAACAAAAAUAAAAAGGCAUUUGAAUAUUUUGAAAUCGACAUGGGAACAAGUCAUGUUGAACCUAAAACAUCAGAUAAGAAGAAAAAUAAGAAAUUUGUUCGUUUUGAAAUUGAUAUGGAAACAAGUCAUGUUGAACAUAAAUCAUGGGAGAAAGAAAAUAAUUUGUACGAAGACUUACAGAUACAAGAUAGGGAUAGAGUAGAAGAUCAGUUAAAUAACUUAGAUGUAAAUGAGAAGAAUGAUUUAAAAUCUAGACCAGUAGUUGCAGAAGACGAAAUCUUGAACUACGAAUCUGUCCAGAUGGAAAAAAACCAAUUAGCUGAAACAGAUUAUAAAAAUACAGAAGAUGUUGAACUUAAAUCAUGGGAGAAAGAAAAUAAUCUGUACGAAGACUUACCGAGACAAGAUAGGGAUAGAGUAGAAGAUCAGUUAAAUAACUUAGCUGUAAAUGAGAAGAAUGAUUUAAAAUCUAGACCAGUAGUUGCAGAAGACGAAAUCUUGAACUACGAAUCUGUCCAGAUGGAAAAAAACCAAUUAGCUGAAACAGAUUAUAAAAAUACAGAAGAUGUUGAACUUAAAUCAUGGGAGAAAGAAAAUAAUCUGUACGAAGACUUACCGAGACAAGAUAGGGAUAGAGUAGAAGAUCAGUUAAAUAACUUAGCUGUAAAUGAGAAGAAUGAUUUAAAAUCUAGACCAGUAGUUGCAGAAGACGAAAUCUUGAACUACGAAUCUUUCCAGAUGGAAAAAAACCAAUUAGCUGAAACAGAUUAUAAAAAUACAGAAGAUGUUGAACUUAAAUCAUGGGAGAAAGAAAAUAAUCUGUACGAAGACGUACAGAUAUACGAUAGGGAUAUAGUAGAAGAUCAGUUAAAAAACUUAGAUGUAAAUGAGGAGAAUGAUUUAAAACCUAGACCAGCAGUUGCAGAAGAGAAAACCUUGAAUCCCGAAUCUGUCCAGAUAGAAACAAACCAAUUAGCUGAAACAGAUUAUAAAGAAGAUGUGACUCAAACACUCACAAAAGUUAUAGAAAAACUGGAUGAUUUACUUAGCAUGAGUAAGUCAGAUAUCCAAGUACACCCUCCUAGAUAUCCGAAGCCACCUAAUGUUUCCAAAGGUCAAAUUAUAGUCCGAGGAACUAAGGCUUCACGAUUAAGACAGGACAAAUUACGGGUGCAAAAUGAGGAAUCAGAUGUAACACUAGAUGUUUUACCAGCAGUUGCAACACCGGAUAAAACCCUAGAACGACGAACACUGGUAAAAUCGAAUCCACCAAGGUCUCGUACUUCUCCUCCACCAACUACAAAAAAGAAGCCUGUCCCACCACCAGUGUUAGCCGUUCGGGAGACAAAAGCUACAAAGCUAAGACGUCUAAAAAAGAUGGAAGAAGAAAGAGAAGCUAAAGGGCAAAACCAUGAAGAGAAAUUGAAAGACAUGGCAUUUGAUCAAUCACUUGUAGAGUUAUUACAUAGAAAGAGAACUCCAACGCCAACAUUUAAACCAGCUCCUCCAAAGCCUUAUAAAAAGCCAGGACCUGUUUCUAUCAAAGAGACCAGGGCAUCGAAAAUGCGAAAGAUUCAAGAAAAUUUAAAGAAAACCGGAAAAACAGUAGCUGCUAACGAAAUCAAGUCGCAAGAUAGGUCACAAAAGCAACCUCCUCCAACUAAUGUCAAAGAAACUCUAGCUUCAAAGUCUCGUCAAGCUCGAUCCCCGGCACCAACUUUUAAACCAGCUCCUCCAAAACCUUAUAAAAAGCCAGGACCUGUUUCUAUCAAAGAGACCAGGGCAUCGAAAAUGCGAAAGAUUCAAGAAAAUUUAAAGAAAACCGGAAAAACAGUAGCUGCUAACAAAAUCAAGUCGCAAGAUAGGUCACAAAAGCAACCUCCUCCAACUAAUGUCAAAGAAACUCUAGCUUCAAAGUCUCGUCAAGCUCGAUCCCCGGCACCAACUUUUAAACCGGCUCCUCCAAAACCUUAUAAGAAGCCAGGACCAGUGGUUGUCAAAGAGACCAGAGCAUCUAAAUUACGUAAGAUGCCUGAAAACAUUAAGAGAGCAGACAAUAAAGUACCAAUCAAAAGCAAUAAAACAUCAGAGGUAUCGAAAAAACGACCCUUAAAAAAGCAACCUCAAGGAAAACCGCUCAAGAAUGAAUUGGUGAGUUCUUUGACACCACUGACGCCUCAUCGAUUGCCUCCAAUUCCCCAGAAUGGAACCAAAAGUAUCACAGGGGAUGAGAGAGAUGCUACUCCCGUUAUUCUCAAAGAACUUCGAGAGUCCAGGAGGUAUUAUGAAGAGAACAUUGAAAACGAGGAUUUAGUGACUACACCAAUAGUAAAAUGGUCUGGCAGUAGAACUCUCCUGUGGUUAAUCGACUGUCCAAGUGAUAAUGUUUCAGAAAGCUCUCAUCAAAGCACAGAUUCCAGUCCUGGCGAAUUUGACGAUGAUGUUUCAGAAAGCUCUUAUCAAAGCACAGAUUCAAGUCCUGGCGAAUCACACGAGGAUAUUUCAGAAAGCUCUUAUCAAAGCACAGACUCGAGUCCUGGCGAAUCGGACGAUGAUAUUUCAGAAAGCUCUUAUCAAAGCACAGACUCGAGUCCUGGCGAAUCCACUGAUGAUGUUUCAGAAAGCUCUGAUAAAAGCACAGAUACAAGUUCUUCUCAAACAGAUGUGUGGGACGGGGAAUUUGACCCGGUAGCUAUUAAAUACUACCGAUCUUUGACCCCUGUACAUAUAGAAUGGAAGCCUCCACCUAAAAAAAGAAUUUUAAGUCCGAUCUCUAGAGUUGGAUGUGGAAAAGUCAGUAACGCUGUCAGUCCAUCCUGGAGAAUAGAAAGUCCACUCAUGACUUCCACACCUUUUCCGCGAAAAGACAAUGAAAAAGAUGAGAAGUUUCUUGAUAGAUCGGCGAGAGAUAAACUGUGUAGGAUGGAAGUAUCACGAGGGUUUAAAGUAAGAAAAGAGAUCAGAAUGGCUAUGGACGAGCAAGGAAUGCAAUGGGAGUCAGAAUUUAAGUCAGAUAUCAAAAUUACAGAAGAGACCUAUCGAGUUCAAAGAUCUGUGGAUUCCAACAAACAAAUGGUACAAAAUGAAUUAGAUGGUUUGAGAGAACGAUUAAGACAGGCUGAAGAGAAAGACAAAUUGAAAUCAAAAGACAAAUCAUUCUGUAGUAGUAAAUUCAAAACUUAUUUCAAGAGUAAGAAAGCUGGCUCAGAUGAGAAGAAAGAAAGAAAAGAGACAAUGGAUGAAUAUUUUAGAAAAACUGAAGAAAAGUUUUCUAGGUAUGUAUCGUCAUUUUUAGGUAAAAAAAAUAAGAUAUGUUCUAGCCUGUGA